GACGGGGUCUGUCGGCUGAUUCCACCUCCGCGGACUAGUCCAUUUAGUUCACUGUUGACUGGACCCUGCGCUUUAGGCGAGAGGCUUGUACGCUAACAACAGUUUGGGAGGAAGUCGCUUUUCUGGCCCCCGAUCGCUUUGUGAACCCUCCUUUUUUCCCCCGCUGGAUACUGCUGUUUCCACACGCCUUUCAUCUCUACGCGCUCUCCUUAUUAGAUAUACACCCCGUCAUGAAGGGUUUCCUGCGCUCGCUGGGCAACAGCCGCCGCUCCAGUCCCAGUGAUGAUAGCGAACAGGACUAUCCCAAUGACUCGCCCGAGGCAAUUCUCCUGCGCGAAAUGAAAAUAUUUUGUGAAGCCAGCAGCGGUCUCCAGGGUCAGCAAGGAAACGAGUUUGUUCACCUUCCGCGCAUUGUCGAGACCGCCGAAUCAAGCCCCGCGGCCGCCAAAGAAGCUGCGCAUCGCAUCCGCAAAUACCUCUCCAGCCCGAGCACCACCCCGAACCACGUCCAAUACAAUGCCAUUAUGCUCAUGCGCAUCCUGGUCGAUAACCCGGGCCACAAUUUCACGCGGCACUUCGAUUCCAAGUUCUGUACCACGAUCAAAGAGCUCCUGCGCAAUGGCCGCGACUGGCAUGUGCAGCAUUACUUGCGCCAGUACCUAGCCCAGCUGGAGGCGAACCGAUACUCUGAUGAUGAUCUACAGUUGUUGCUGCAGGUGUGGGCGAAAGAGAAGGCAAAGGGAGGAUCGUCCUUUAUCGAUCGAUAUCCCACGGCAUCUGCGGCACAGGCGAACGGCCCAAUGGGUCAAUAUCCACCCCCGCAACCUCCUCGCGCACCGGCACCGGGCAGAACCCUGCCCGACCCGGGCGAGCUGGCUGCGCGCAUCGAGGAGGCGAAGAACUCGGCCAAGCUGCUGACGCAGUUUGUUCAGACGACACCGCAGGCUGAGCUGGAAGAGAACGAACUGAUCAAGGAGUUCAUUGAUCGGUGCCGGACCUCCUCGCGAUACCUGCAGGGUUUUAUUCAUUCGACCAACCCGGCUCCCGAUGAGGAGACCCUCCUCACUCUGAUCGAGACCAAUGACGAGAUCUCCGUCGCGUUGUCCCAGCAACAGCGUGCUAUGCUCAAGGCACGCAAGGCUCGUGGAUCUUCCAGCCCGACCUCCAAAAUCAACAGCCCCGCUUCGCCCGCCAGCGAGGUCGUCGCAUCGGGUGGUGCAGGCGUACGUCCUGCUCCUGCGGCCACUGCCGCUGUCGCGGCUACUCCUGGGCUCGACCCAAUGAAUCGCGAAUCAAGAAGCCCCGCAGAACAACCAGCGCCAGUGGUAGAACUCCCUUCCACAAGUUCUGUCAACCGGUCGACCGCCUUCCGAAGCAAUCCCGAACAAUAUGAAUACAAAUCGUCUGAUUUCGAGGUGCCAAACCCGUUUGCCGAUGAGAACGCGGCGAGCGACUCGGAUGCUGAGCGACAUCCGCAACAGCCACAUGCCACGACGGCCACUUCCACUGAGGGACGUGUGCGUUUCUAGCCUACUGAGCAGGAACGUUGACAUGGGCCAUGUGAGGUGGUCAGAGCUAUUCCAGCGAAGCGAUUGAUACCCCCUGAACCUGAUUUUGCUAUGUUCUUUCUUCGUUAGUGUUCCGACGUGGUCAUCUUGGCUUUUUGUCAAAGCGAGCUCUCGUUAUUGUGCUUUGUUCUUGUUUCUUAUGAUACCUUCAGAACUUUUCAUUGGAUUGUUAAACGUGGAAUCCUUUUCUUGUUAUUUUCCUUGUAGGAGUCAUUGAGAUUUUUCUGAACAUCCUUGCUCGUUAUUGACUGGAUCCGUGGGAAUCCCGGUCAGCAAUGUCUUUUGCGCGGCUCGGUUGAUCUCAAACCCUGGAAUUUCCCCCUUUGAUAUUGAACUUGAUUACCAUUUACCAUGAGGAACUUCAGACCAGCUCCUGGUGGAGCGAUGAGCUUCGCCGAGAUGCUCCAUUUUCUGUUCU
Messenger RNA from Penicillium brasilianum, 1986 nucleotides. The record is from the annotation of a GenBank genome assembly. NCBI's taxonomy places the organism in Eukaryota, Fungi, Ascomycota, Eurotiomycetes, Eurotiales, Aspergillaceae.